AUGGCAGGCGAGGAAGAUCCCAACCGCAACAAGCAGACUCCUUCCUCGCCUGAGCGCUCUCGGCAGUGGCCUGACGAUGAGAAUCCGUUUGUCGCUUUCCGCCGAUUUGCCGAUGAACAGAUAUCUUCGAUGCUACAGUCGGUAAUGGGGCUCCCCUCCAUCUCAACGCACCCGCAGUCCGAUCGAUGGACCAUCUUCGCCGACGAACAGAGUUACCGGGACGCGCAAAUGCGCCAACGGCAGCGCCAGGACUACAACAAUAACAAUAACGGGAGUGAGAAUGGAGAUACCUCGGAAUCCAGAACUCAGGAACGCUCGUCAACACAGGAUAAUAGCUUCCCGCUGGGUCCCUCUCGAUCGCGCUGGUCAGGACCAGAGAACCUCUUCGACAUUGACAUGUUCUUCGAUUCCUUCUUCGACCGCUUCUGGCUCGAUGAUCACGUCUCGUCUCGCUUCUUCCAGCCAUACCACCGUCCUCUUUUUUCUAGCAUGAUGAGUGCCGAUUCACCGGCGUGGCCGGUCAACUAUCUCAUGUUCAGUCCAUAUUCGCCUCUACACCUGGAACGCCAGGCGCGUUAUCAGUCUCAGCGUGACCGUGGGGUCUUUUCGUCUAUCAUGUCGUCCAUGAGUCCUUCGUCUGAAUUUGAAUCUGAAGAGCCGAGGUGGAGGGAAGCUUUUGAGGACCUGUUGCGGCUUGAGAACGGAAAGCCUAUGCUAGAUCGCGAACCGAAUGCCGUUGUCAAGCCGGAAUCAGGGAAGGACUGGCUACAAGGACUGGUGAAACGGGGCAGCUUGGGUGACCACUGGAAGUAUGCUGCUGGAUCAGACAGUCAGCCCUGGUCCAGGAUAACAUUGGAGCGUGCGGACCGCGGUAAAGAAACUGAUCGCGCCUUGCCGGAGGGAGAGAAAUCUGAUACGUCUGUCACGAAGGAAACGGAAUACCAGCCUUUGACUGAGCUGGAUCUUUACGACCGUUUUCUUGCAGACAUCGAAGCUCGCGAGCGCGACUUCUUCGGUGACUUUCACCACAGCCCUCUCUUACGCUUCCUCCUGGAAGACCGCCGCAGAGGCCGGGAUGCUAUUCUUCCCUCAGAGAAGGAGCAUGGAGACGAAGAUACAGAGACCUGGUUGGAGCUCGUUUCUGGUGGGAACAGGCAUUCUGUCCCCGAGCCUCCUAAGGAGCUGACUCCCUCAUCGGCUCCUGCUGUAGAAGCUCCUCCAGCUAUCUCCCCGGCGGAGAAGACUUACGUGGUCUCGACCCAAAUUAGCACAGACCGUGUACGCCUCCCCGAUGGGUCUAUCCAGACAAAGACCGUAAAAACCAAGCGGUUCUCGGACGGCCGCGAGGAAACGAACGAGGCCACCGAGGUUGUCAACCCGCCUCAGCGCGACCAGCACUCUAAUGAUCAGCAAGGUUCUACUCCUGACCAGAAGAACAACGGCUGGUUCUGGAAAGACUGA
This is a messenger RNA of Aspergillus calidoustus, 1461 nucleotides long. Lineage: Eukaryota; Fungi; Ascomycota; Eurotiomycetes; Eurotiales; Aspergillaceae. The record is from the annotation of a GenBank genome assembly.